AUGUCGCGCCCGCUACUUCCCGAGUCAGCAUACGAAGCUCUCGGCCUCUCUCCUGAAGCGAUCAAAGACCUGAUGAAUCCCAAGCCUGCGCCCGAGCCUACCAAAAUCCACGCGCCGAACCUCCUGCAGAGUGACGAAGACAAUGCGCGACCCAUGUCACCCAACGAAACUUCCAUAACGCUAUACGCCGAACUGCUGCUGCAUAUACGUACGGUCACGCUUUUUGCAUCGCUGCGCACGAAUUUCUCUCGGUCGACGGACGCGAAGCUGUCGUCUGAUGGGUCCUACAUCACUGUAUCGCAUGAGGGCCAGUCCGCGUCAAUACGCCUUCCUAUCAACGUCAAAGGCGGAGGUGACGCUGCACUCGAAUUACCAUCACAGCCUCCGACCAAAGAGUUGACACUCCGUCUUCAGCUGGAAGAAAAGGAAGGAAGCGACCUUCUGGGGACACUGCAACGCGAAGACCGACAGGCCAACAUUGUACCAUGGGACGGUGCUUCGCUCAACGAUGCAAAGGACGUGGAGAUUACUUGUAAGAGCUGCGACAGUAUCCUUGUGGCGAGAGGAAAGAUUCAACAGUGGAGAGAUCUGCCUAAUGAGAAUUGGGCUGAGAUGAUGGACUUUUGGCAUUGCCAUAAGCCGGACGAGCACCACUUGCACGACCAUACGCAUGAAGACGUUGUCGGUCAGAAGGGCUACGCGGCUGGGAAUCGACUGCAGGCUGUUGGAGGUGUAGGGUUUGUUGAUCUGGCCAACUUUCUACUGGCAGAGUCGGAUUGCGAAGGCGCACAGCUCUCCUCUGAUGACGAAAGCCCGAACAAAGAUCUCGUCCGAUGCAAGCAUUGCAAGCACACAAUCGGCUCCCAGGAUCCCACAACCGACGGCUGGCGAAUACGAAAAUGGGCCAUUAGCAUACGAUCUGCAAAAACCACACCAUCAUCCCCAACCACGCAUACAGUCCAGAAAUGGAUAUCAGCCCGCCUCCUCCACCUCAUCGAAAACACUGGCAUCCGUAAAUUCCACAUCCACACCGCCGCACCACCCAACCAAUCCCAAGAAACCCCCGUACCCUCCCUCCUCAUCUGGGUCUUCACCCCCGAUCUCCUCUUCUCCUCAUCGAUACCAACGCCCGGUCGCCUCGAUCCUACACGUACAAUGAAGGUCUUCUAUCAGAAACAGACUUGGCAGGCUUUGAAGCCGGGAGAGCCCGAGAAUGCUAGUAUAGAGGAUGUGGAGUUUCCGGUGGAUCUGUAUGAGGAGUUGGAGAAGGGGUUGGAGAGGAGUCAGAGGUUGUUGCCGCCGACGGCGAAGAAGUUUCAGGGGUGGGAUGUUGGGCUUUUGGAGAGGUUUGAGGUGCUUGAGGCGGGGUUGGGUGAAGGGCAGGAAGAGGGUGAGGAGGCUGGUGCAAAUGGGGGUGAGAAUGGGAAUGGGAAUGGGUUGGGUGGUGAGAUACCGGAGGAGGAUGUUGAUUGA
Messenger RNA from Alternaria ventricosa, 1473 nucleotides. RefSeq lists its product as uncharacterized. Gene Ontology annotation, biological process: protein polyubiquitination; protein monoubiquitination; proteasome-mediated ubiquitin-dependent protein catabolic process. Gene Ontology annotation, molecular function: ubiquitin conjugating enzyme binding; cyclin binding; ubiquitin protein ligase activity. The transcript has 2 exons. Gene Ontology annotation, cellular component: cytosol; ubiquitin ligase complex; nucleus. The record is from RefSeq and is a predicted model, not a curated record. The coding region runs from base 1 to 1473 and encodes 490 amino acids. Lineage: Eukaryota; Fungi; Ascomycota; Dothideomycetes; Pleosporales; Pleosporaceae.